Molecule: messenger RNA, 4530 nt
Organism: Esox lucius (northern pike)
Lineage: Eukaryota; Metazoa; Chordata; Actinopteri; Esociformes; Esocidae
Product: WD repeat-containing protein 47
Exons: 16
Coding region: 239-2911 (890 amino acids)
Molecular function (GO): protein binding
Source: RefSeq, a predicted model, not a curated record
UAUGUCUGCCGUGUUGGGGCAUUGUCUCCUACUCCCACCGAAUAAUCCAUUGGCUGGAACAUGCAGCGUGCACACACAAAGUCGGUUAAAUUAACAGUAUCAUUUAUGUUAUUCGGGGACUUAAUGACAGUAGGCCUAUGAAUAUCAAUAAACCGCAUUACGGUCAAUCCUCCGCAGAGCUCACAAGGUACGCGGAAAGUUGAUGAGCCAAGAUCGCCAUGCGCCGUAGACAGUUGCCAUGACAGCGGAGGAGACUAUCAACAUCAAGGAGGUGGAGGUGAUCAAGUUGAUGCUGGACUUCCUCAACUCCAGGAAGCUCCACAUCAGCAUGCUGGCACUGGAGAAGGAGAGCGGGGUCAUCAACGGGCUCUACUCUGACGACAUGCUCUUCCUCAGGCAGCUGAUUCUGGAUGGCCAAUGGGAUGAGGUUUUACAGUUUAUUCAACCGUUGGAGAGUAUGGACAAGUUUGACAAAAAGAGGUUCCGCUACAUCGUUCUGAAGCAGAAGUUUCUGGAGGCCUUGUGUGUGAACAAUGCUAUGUCAGCAGCGGACGACCCGAAGAACCUGGAGCUGUCCAUGCAGGAAGCAGUCCGGUGUCUUCACUGCCUAGAGGUCUUAUGUCCCUCCAAAGACGACUACAGCAAACUGUGCCUGCUCCUCACCCUUCCGCGCCUCACCCACCACGCUGAGUUUAAGGACUGGAACCCCAGCACGGCCCGGGUGCAGUGUUUUGACGAGGCCUGCGCCAUGGUGGCUGAGUUCAUCCCUGCCGACAGGAAGCUGAGUGAGGCCGGUUUCCGGGCCAGUGGCAACCGUCUCUUCCAGCUGCUCAUCAAAGGAGUGCUUUAUGAGUGUUGUGUGGAGUUCUGUCAGAGCAAAGCCACCGGGGAGGAGAUCAGCGAGGGCGAGGUGCUUCUGGGCGUGGACGUGCUGUGCGGCAACGGCUGUGACGAACUCGACCUCUCCCUGCUAUCGUGGCUCCAGAACCUCUCGCCGGGCGCCUUCUCCUGCGCCUUCCAACAGAAGACCCUGGCCAUCCACGUGGACCGCCUGGUCAAGCCCCCGAAGGCGGGCCACGCCGACCUGCUGACGCCCCUCAUCAGCCGGCUGUCCCCCUCGCCCCUGCAGAGGCCCCUGUCGGCAGACAAUUACAUGUCGCGGUCCUUGAACCCAGCGCUGGAUGGUCUCUCCCACGGCCUGGCGGCCCAGGAGAAGAGGGGCACGGAGGGCAGCGGUCAGCCGGCGCUCAGCCGCAGCCUGGUGGAGAGUACCAGGCCCCAGCUGGACGAUGACUCGCCAGAGAGGAUCCUGCCACCGGUUCUGGGCUCCGGUGGAGCCAGCGCCACACGCGCCCCUCUGGCCCCCGGUCGGGACGGUGGACCACCAAACAUUAACGAGAAAGAGGCUGACAGCGAGCAGGUCCAGGAGUACUACAGACAGCGUCUCCGGGUCCAGCAGCACCUGGAACAGAAGCUUCAGCAGAGGCAGAUGUAUCAGCAGAUGCUCCUGGAGGGAGGAGUCCAGAACCAGGAAGGGCCAGACGACCAGCACAACCUCACAGAGAAGUUCCUCAACAGGUCCAUCCAGAAGCUGGAGGAGAUGAACGUAAAGAUGGACAGCGUGGAGGAGGAUGUCCAGUCUUUGAGCCAGCAGUGUAAAGGAGUUACGGGGAAGACCAACUGUACCCCCUCUGUCCCACCGAGGCCCCCCUCUGGUACCCAGACGCCUGAUACCGGAGCCUUCCAGGACAAGACCCCGGUGGUCAGCAGUACCCCUCUUUCAGGGUCACGGGGGAGCAUGCUCUCCCUAACCGAGUCCCCCGUAGAGAACACUCAGGGCGCUCAGAGGAACAGAGCCACUCUGCUGAAGGUCCAGGAUGACUCGAGUUUCGCUACGAUGCGCCACAACGCCCAGGAGAAGGAGAACCCCAAGGCCCAGUUUGUGGCGGUGAACAGCCUGGAGGACACCCAGGCAGUGCGUGCCGUGGCCUUCCACCCAACGGGGGCGCUGUACGCCGUGGGCUCCAACUCCAAAACCCUGCGUGUCUGUGCCUACCCGGAGUCCAUCAGCACCAGUGGUGCAGGUUCGACGAAGCAGCCUGUGGUUCGCUUCCGGAGGAACAAGCAUCACAAGGGCUCCAUUUACUGUGUGGCCUGGAGCCACUGCGGGCAGCUGCUGGCCACCGGCUCCAACGACAAAUAUGUCAAAGUCCUGCCUUUCAACGCAGACACGUGCAACGCCACAGGGCCCGACCUGGAGUUCAGUAUGCACGACGGAACCAUCCGAGACCUGGCGUUCAUGGAGGGUCCGGAGAGUGGCGGGUCCAUCCUGAUUAGCGCUGGCGCCGGAGACUGUAACAUCUACACCACGGACUGUCAGAGAGGACAGGGUCUCCAUGCUCUCAGCGGACACACUGGACACAUCCUGUCUCUUUACACAUGGGGCGGCUGGAUGAUUGCCUCAGGCUCCCAGGAUAAGACGGUCCGUUUCUGGGACCUCCGAGUUCCCAGCUGUGUCCGGGUGGUGGGGACGGCCCUGCAUGGCUCCGGCAGCGCUGUGGCCUCGGUCGCAGUGGACCCCACCUCUCGUCUCCUAGCAACGGGCCAGGAGGACAGUAGCUGCAUGCUCUACGACAUACGUGGGGGUCGGAUGGUGCAGACCUACCGUCCACACACCAGUGACGUGCGGUCUGUUCGCUUCUCCCCCGGAGCGCACUACCUGCUCACGGGUUCCUAUGACAACAAAGUUGUAAUCACAGACCUGCAAGGGGACCUGACAAAGCAGCUUCCCCUGACAGUGGCUGCAGAGCAUGGGGAUAAGGUCAUCCAGUGUAGGUGGCAUACACACGACCUCUCCUUCCUGUCCUCCUCGGCAGACAGGACGGUCACACUCUGGGCCCAGAGUCCCUGACACGGUGGGAACUCUACGGCACCUAAAUCUGUACCUGGGACCACCGGUCAGCACAUGCACAACACCGUCCACAUCCUGGAAAUAUCCGGACGCUGUAGCCCCCCCAUCCCCCUAACCCCACCCAAACCCCGGGUCUUAGGUGUGUGUGUGUGUGUGUUUGUGCACUUCGUGCUAUUAUGUCAAUUCACACCAUCUGUCUUCACAGGAGACGUCGCUGUCGUGUAACUUACUGCAAAUGCUUUUAGCCUUUCUUGAGUCGGUGCCUCCGGCCUCGCCGUGGUGCAGUUAUCCAAGCUAUACACACCCGCCUCCAUUUGACUAACAAUGAAAACGACUCUGUGGUCCUGUUUGACAGUUAGCAGUCAGAUGUAUGUUAGGUUCGUAGUCGACAUUUGCUUAAAAGCUCACAUUAAUCACUAGCUGUUCUGACGGAUGCAAAAUGGCUUUUUUAGUCCAUUCAAGAUACAUUGAUGUGAAUCAUAUUGUGCCUCUGGUAAUGUUCUGAAUUGGUUCAGUUUCCAGAAGAAUGCAUGAUGGCCGACGAUCGUAUCAAAGGCUUUAUCUUGAAGUGUUCUCUUUUAACAGCUUGUAACGUUAGUGUUGUCCUGUAGGAUUGAAAAUGAUCCGAACAGAUCGUUGUUAGUAACGUGCCGCUUACCGAAGAUCACUAACAUGGGAAUAUUUAAAGUGGAGUUUUUGAAGUGUAAGUUAAUCCCUUUUUUAUGUUGGGAAAUUGUCUGGGUUUUCAUCUACACAAUGUGGAUUUUUGUAAAUGAAUUGUAAACAUGUUCUUUGGGGAUCUUUUUUGUAAUAUUGUAAUGUAAUAUUGUAAUUGAUGGUUAAGUUAAUGUACAUUAUUUGAGUUUAAGCUUGUUUGUUUAGAAAAUUAUUGGUUUUCUGACUGUAUGAUGGUUGUUUCUGCACAGCAAUGAUGAACAUUAUGAAAAAGCACACCUGUGCAUGGGAAUAUGCAGCGGCGUUAGAGAAAUGUCAUUUUGAAUUUACUCGAAUCAUAUCUCAUGGCACUAAUAUCACUUCAUAAGAGUUCCUACCUUUAAGCAGAGGGCAGGUUUUAACAGCACAUUAAAGAACUUUGUAAAAAAUGUGAAGACUUUUGUGUAGAAAGACCGAUUCAUUCACUUUGUUUUGCACUGUAUUAGAACCGAGUCUAAGCAACAACUGCACACUGAAAGAGUUUGCAGGAGAAUGCCAGUGUCAGAUUUGCCAGUGUCAGAUUUGCCAGUGUCAGAUUUGCCAGUGUCAGAUUUGCCAGUGUCAGAUUUGCCAGUGUCAGAUUUGCCAGUGUCAGAUUUGCCAGUGUCAGAUUUGCCAGUGUCAGAUUUGCCAGUGUCAGAUUUGCCAGUGUCAGAUUUGCCAGUGUCAGAUUUGCCAGUGUCAGAUUUGCCAGUGUCAGAUUUGCCAGUGUCAGAUUUGCCAGUGUCAGAUUUGCCAGUGUCAGAUUUGCCAGUGUCAGAUUUGCCAGUGUCAGAUUCGCCAGUGUCAGAUUCGCCAGUGUCAGUUUGUCUGCACUUUAGCAUUUCAAGGGUACAAUAUAUUUUUCAUUUUAUUUGUCAUUUUGAUUUUGUGUUACUCAAUACAAAAUAAAAGUAAAUGCGACA